Molecule: messenger RNA, 3984 nt
Organism: Phalacrocorax carbo (great cormorant)
Lineage: Eukaryota; Metazoa; Chordata; Aves; Suliformes; Phalacrocoracidae
Source: RefSeq, a predicted model, not a curated record
CCCCACUGGCGGCGGCGGCGCGGCGCUGUUUGGAUUCAAAGCCGCUAUAAAGGCUUGGGCCAGCGGCGCGGCGGCCCGGAGUGGCUCCGCGCCAUGGCCAACGCCUCGCAGUGCCUGGAGGAGGGCGCCGGGCGCUGGCCGCCGCGGCCGCCCGGGCCCUACAGCGAGGCGCAGCGGCUGGCGCUGGAGGAGCUGGUGGCGGGCGGCCCCGAGGCGCUGCGGGCCUUCCUGCGGCGGGAGCAGCUGCCGCCGUUCCUCUCGGAGCCCGAGGUGCAGGCCAUCGCGCGGGGCGCCCUGCCGCCCGCCGCGGCCCCGGAGCCGGCGGGCGAGCCCUCGCUCGGCGCCUCGCCCGACGCCUCCUCGCUCACCUACUUCCCCGAGCGCUCGGACCUGGAGCCGCCGGCGCUGGAGCUGGGCUGGCCGGGCUUCGCCAGCGGCGCCUUCCGCGGGCUGACGCGGGUGGAGGCGCACUUCCAGCCGGGCUGCGGGGAGAGCCUCUACGGCUGCAAGGAGGCGGUGCGGCGGCAGAUCCGCUCCGCCCGGCAGGUGAUUGCACUUGUGAUGGAUUCCUUCACAGAUAUUGAUAUCUUCGGCGACCUUCAGGAUGCCUAUAAGAACCGCAAAGUCCCUGUCUAUAUCCUUCUUGACCAGGACUUUCUACCCCAUUUCUUGGAAAUGUGCAAGAACUUAGGAGUUUGUCCUGAGCAGGAAAGUAUGAUGAGAGUUCGAACUCUCACGGGGAACACGUACUACAUGAGGUCGGGUGCCAAAAUUGUUGGGAAAGUCCAUGAGAAGUUCAUGUUAAUUGAUGGCAUUAGAGUGACAACCGGCUCCUACAGUUUCACGUGGUCCGAUGGGAAGCUGAACAGCAGUAACUUGCUGCUAUUGUCAGGUCAAGUGGUUGAACAUUUUGACCUCCAGUUCAGGAUUCUUUAUGCCCAGUCGAUGCCCAUCAGCCCUAAGUGGCUGUCCAGCUGCAGGAACAGUGGGAUAUUUGAUCACCUGGUGAACAGAAUAGAGUCCCCUAAAGAAUAUACAGUAGAAGACCACCUGAGAGCAGAAUUUGCCAGAUUGGCUAGUACUCCAAAGAAAUUGUUGAAAGAACUAGAUCAGGCUGAAGAUACUCCUGGAGGCAAACCUUGUAACCUGGGGCAUUCUUGCCUCUCUGAAGAGGAGUGGUUCAGAGAUCAAGAGGCCAUACUGGAACGGAGAAGCACAUCGACUCAAACUGGUCCAUGGGAAGAGAAGCCCGCAGUGACCACGUGUAACGCUGCCACGCAGACCAGCGCUGUGACGGCAGAAACCGGCACUCAGACUUCCGUCACUCCUAGAACGACGGGCACUCAGACAUCAGUUUUGCUGAAGACUGUGGUGACACAGACGAAGGAAGAUGAGUACACAGAAACACCCCUGCUUCACCGAAAGCUGUCAAAAGAAGGAUCUUCUCUGUUGGGAAAGGCUGUAUCGAGUUCUAGUCUGCGAUCGCUGUCUUCGUCAUCGUCCCAGUGCUCUCUUGCAAGCUCUACCAGCUCACUAUCUUCUCUCCGGUCCUUUGAAUAUUCUAGCAGUCACAGGGCAGGAUAUUUCCAAAAACUGCAUAAAGAGAGGCAAUUCCACUACUCCACUAUCAGGUCGAAGCUUAGCCACAUGGUGGAUAUCCUGUCCCGGAGGGGACGUGUACCUGAAAACUACAUGACCCAAUACACCGGAAGAUGCAAUCUAAAACAGAGGCGUGACAUCAGUGCCAGCCUGCGCAGCCUCCGGGACGUUUCACUCUUUUCUCUGAAUAAAUGAUUACUGCGCUGAAUGCAGAACACAAAAGCUCCGCUCUCAAAUCGCAGUCACUUUGUGCCUGCUGACUCUUCCGCUUCCUUCCAACACUUUUAUGUUUUUAAUACGUGUGUACAUCACUCUCCAGCACUUUGUUUUAUACCGUGCAAUUUAAGCAGUACAAAAAGAGGGGUUUGUUUAUACUGUAACUACUUACAUGUGCCUCUUACGUGCAUGAGUGGUGAAGGUUUAUUUUAAUUCUGGAUGUUUAACCUGAAAAGUAAACUUAUUGCUGCUUCCUAGGAUUGCUAAUGCUCUGGCUUUAAUUUAUGUAGAUUUGGAAAAAUCUGAGUCAGGCUGAUCUUGCCCAGAGUGGCUUUGGAGAUUUGGCCUACAUCAAAGUAUACUCAAAUAUUUUUUUUUUCUUUUUAAUAUUCACUUUUAUUUUUACUUUAUCUUUGGCAUGAGGAGAAACAACUUUUAUAAAGAGCCAUAAAGCUAAUUUUAUUUUAAGUCUGACUUCAGAGCUGUAUACACAUUACUCCUCCACCAAAGUUGUGAAGGGUCUGUUGGAGCAGUUGCAAAUUUUACCUUCAACUCUAUCCUUUUUCCAUCGUUUAAGCCUUCUGAAAUGGACUGAGCAAACUAGCUCUUCAGUCUGAUCGUCCUCUUGUACCUUCGUGUAGAGAGAGAGGAGGGUGUGUUUAUAUAUACACAUGCUCAGAAGAGCAUCUUUUUAAAACCAAGACCAGGAAGCAGCAACUUAGUACUCCAAGAUCGCUGUUCCCAUUUUAAGUACAGGCCUGCUGUAAAUGUUCCUAGUAUUCGGAACGCAAAGCUAGGUGUAUUGGACCUGUAAGACUAAUCUCGGGGAUGUAUUGCUGCAGUGUCGGGUUUUUGUGCUUGCGAGUGGGAGCUGAGGCGAUAGCUGGAGCUCGGUCUGUUGCUGCAGCAUACCUGUUGUACUUCUUUUGGGGUGACUUCCAAGAACUUUGUCUCUUGUGCAACUUGUUACACAGAAUUAAGACUUUUAGUCUUAGUGCUGUAAAAUGAGUUUCCAAUUCUUGCUCAGUCGAGGAAUGUCUGAACCUUCUUGUUUCCGUUAAGAGCUUCUGUAAACAGCUUUCUGCUUUGGAGUGAACUCAGGGGCGAGACAGUCACUGAGGGCACACGGCAAAGUCCCUGUUCAGAAGUAAACUGACAAAUGCACUACAAAACGUUAAGGGUUAUGUUCGCUAAUAUAGUACAAGUAAGUGUAAAAGUGAAAACAAACCCUAUUUUUCUCUUCCGACUGUCCUAUCUGAAAUAUUCUGCACUUCCUCUGUUUAUCCUUUAUCCGCUACUAACUUAGUUUGGGAGCUGCAGUGCCGCUCUAGUUUUUGAAAGUACUCUAGUUUUUAUAUUAAAUGGAUCUUGGAUUGCUUUGCAGAGACAUUACCUGAAUAUUUGUUUAGCAGUAUUCUGUGCAUGUGUGGGCUCACGUCUGUGCUUGCUGGAUCGCUCAUUGAGCACUGUGUGGAUUCGCUCUCUGAGCUCUGCCCUGUACUGUUAAUCUUUAGAUCUCUGCCCCAGUACUUCAGUGACCAGUCAGACUGAAUUCUGCCAAGGCAAACGAGAGUCUGGGUUAUGUAUUUUCAUAUUAUUUAUGGGUGCUUGUGUCCAGUAGAUGGCAUGUUUCAGCUGUUGUCUUGAAUAUUCCUGUAAAGAGCAAUGAAUGAGUGAAUAAACAGAAAAAUAUCCUAAACUCAGCAAGGCUGCAACUUAAGUGUAGAGAGUAACGCUUUAUUCUACUAACUUUGGCGUUUCUACCUCUGAAAUCUAUACGGACAAAGAGGCUUGGCUACUUUUAUUGCUUGGAUUUCAAAGCAGCCGCUCCUUCCCUAAAGCUGUAAGACAGAUGUAUGAAGAAGUGUAGGUGGGGGAAAAAAUAACCACUCUGCAGCUUUUUAAAAGAUACUUUCUUGCCUGGUCCCUGGAGCUGGAACACCUGGAGCGAAGCAAGUUGCAGAGGGGGAGCUGAUACACACCUUCAAAGCCAAUCCUGAGUUGUAUUUUCAGGAGCUCGUGCUCAGCAGUGCUUGAUCGUAUGUAAAGUCAACUUGCUUGUCUGUGUGCUCUUUCACUUCCUUACACGGUGCAGCUGUUACAGUGCUCCCACAAGGAAAAGAAAGAGUUUACAAAUAAACUCCUUUUGCCACGGGGCUUUUCACCCGA